This is a messenger RNA of Priapulus caudatus, 1689 nucleotides long. RefSeq names its product trypsin-like. The coding region runs from base 1 to 1128 and encodes 375 amino acids. Gene Ontology annotation, molecular function: serine-type endopeptidase activity. The transcript has 8 exons. Lineage: Eukaryota; Metazoa; Priapulida; Priapulimorpha; Priapulimorphida; Priapulidae. The record is from RefSeq and is a predicted model, not a curated record. Gene Ontology annotation, biological process: proteolysis.
AUGACGCGGCUCCUCGGUGGCGCCCCCCUGGGGGGAGCUGGCAUCGACGAGGGAAAAGACCUGACGCGAGAUGACGUCGACAGCAAACAUGACACGAAGUGGUCUAGACUCCUGCAUGCUACGUUCACCUAUACAUAUUGGACUGAUCAACUGAAAGGAGACGAUGAAACCAUACCAAACAAUGAUUUCUCUCACUACAUCGUUGGCGGGACAGAGGUGGCGCCGGGAGCGAGGCCGUACCAGGUGGGACUUAUUGAUAAUGGACAGACCGGUGAACCAUUUUGUGGAGGUUCGCUGAUCGCCGAGGACUGGGUGCUGACUGCUGCUCAUUGUGUUACCAAUACAGAUGUUGAAGCCAUCGUUGUCAUGCUUGGUACAGAAAACUUUAACGGCAUUGGCGGUGAAACAAGACGUGUGUCGUGCAUCAUCGUGCACGAAGGCUACAAGGGAAACACUAACUCGGCAGACAUCGCGCUCAUCCAGCUGUCUGUGUCGGCGUCGAACAUCCCCAAUGUGGCCCCUGUCACGAUGGCAGCACUUGCCAAUAACGUGGAUGCAUUAACGGGCAAACCCUUAGUGAUCAGCGGAUGGGGAACAACAAGCUCCGGUGGUCAGCAGUCAAACGUCAUGUUGGAAGCGGAUGUUAUAGGCAUCAGCCAAGCUACCUGCAGCGGACAGUACGGCGGUGGUAUCGAUGACGGAAUGGUGUGUGCAGCCGCUCCCGGGAAGGAUUCGUGCCAGGGUGACUCUGGUGGACCGAUGGUAGACGAAAAUGGCGGCGACCCAAUUCUGGAGGGCGUGGUGUCGUUCGGAGAAGGUUGUGCGGAUCCGGACUACGCGGGAGUGUACACCAGAGUGUCUUUCUACCGAAACUGGGUGGAUAGCAUGCUUCAAUUGACUACCUGCCCAUCGCCACCCUCAAACACCGACGGACCAGAACCAACAUCAUAUACCGAUUCGUCAGGACCAACCUCUUAUACCGAUUGGUCAGGACCGCCCCAACAUACCGAUUGGUCAGGACCGCCCCCACAUACCGAUUGGUCAGGACCGCCCCCACAUACCGAUUGGCCACCAUACCCAUGCCCGUGCCCGUGCGAUCACUCCGGGCCACCCCCGGAUGAGAAUUAGUGCGACUGAUAGGUGCCCUGCGUGUCGCGUUGACAUGUUAGUACGUUUUCAGGAAAUCGACAAUUUGCUCUCGUAAUAUACGAUUGCUGGUAUCUCUCCACGGUAUCGACUAGGAUGCGGUCAGCAGUGAAUGACUAUUAAUUUACUCCUGAGUAGAUGACAAAUGCGCAAAUCAAUAACAAUACAAUAUAUUGUUAUAGAUUUGCGUAUUUGUCAUCUACUCAAGAGUAAAUUAUAUUUUUAAUAGCGACAAUAAUCGUAGUUUAGAUUAUAGUUGUUAUAACGACAAUGGUUAAAGCUAAUUGGUAGAUAGAUGGUACAGCGUCCUUCCCUGCUGUGCCACAGCAGAGGGAUUCUGUGUCCAUCAAUAAAACAAUAAAAAUUAAGAUAUUAUAACAUAUGGCAAUGGUGGAUAAGUAUAUGGCAUAAAACACAUUAUCAUGGAUUACCAUUAUAGAUGGAUUAUCAAUAAUUAAUAUACAGAUAGUAUGUUAGAUACGAUCAUAUGGGAUGGUAGCGGUAACAUCGCGUACAAAAAAUGGUUCUACAAUAAAGCAUAUA